AUGUGCGGCAUCCUGUGUCUUGUGGGCCGGGACGGGGGGCAGGGAGAGGGGCUGGGCCUCAGCCCAACUGUGCGGGCUGAGAUGCUGGAGUGCCUCCGAAGACGAGGCCCAGACCACCAGAGCGUUCAUGAGGUCGCCACCCCCUCCGGCGCGACGCUGGAGAUGCACGGGUCCCUGCUCCAGCUGAGGGGCAGCGCCCCCUCCCGGAGCCCACUCCUUGACCCAGCGACGGGAUCCCUGCUCUGCUUCAACGGCGAGGUGUUUGGCGGCCUGCCGGUCUGCCCCGGCGCCAACGAUGCCCAGGCGCUAUUUUGCGCCCUGACACAAGCGACCUCCAGCCCCAUGGAAGUGCUGUCGAGGGUGCAGGGGCCUUGGGCCCUCGUGUACUGGCACGCUCCCUCCGGCACCCUGUGGUUUGGCCGGGAUGCCACAGGGCGCAGGAGCCUGCUCUGCAGCCUCGCCAUGGAUGAGGCGGAGAGUGCUGGGUCAGGCGAACAACCAUCGCUGCGCCUUGAAUUCAAAACAAGCCUGUCGUUUCAGCAACAGCCCGGUGCUCCCUUCAUCCUCUGCUCCCUGGACACGGACCCAGGGUCCGAGGGGGCCCCGCCCCUACACGAGCUUCCCCCCGGCCUCUACUCCCUACCGCUGGGGCGACCGCACCCCGCCAGCGCUCACCAGUUUCACCCUCAGCGCCACCCCUGGCCCUGGGUCGCCCCCCUGCGCCCCAGCCACCUCAUCCCGGAAGGCCCGCAGGGCCCCACAGCCCGGCCCUCGCCCGAGGCCCUGCGGCGGGCGGACGAGCGCGUGCUGUGCGCGCUGCGCGCCGCAGUCGCCGCGCGCUGCCAGCUGCCCGAGUGCGCCCGGCCUGGCCACCUCAAGACCGCCGCCCCGUCAACCCAGGCCCCCCUGAUGGUGCUGUUCAGCGGCGGCGUGGACUCCACGCUGCUGGCGGCGCUGGCGCACCAGGCGCUGCCGCCCUGCAUGCCCAUCGACCUGGUCUCCGUCUGCUUCGACGCGGGGCGGUCGCCGGAUCGCCUGUCGGCGCUGGACGCGCUGCGCGAGCUCCGCGCCUGGGCCCCGCGCCGGCGCUGGCGCCUCGUGCGCAUCGACUGCGGCCUGGCCGACGUGGACGCGCACGCGCCGCGCCUCCUGCGCCUGCUCUCCCCCGCCGCGACGGUCAUGGACCUGAACAUCGGGGCGGCCCUGUGGCUGGCGGCGCGCGGCGCGGGCAGGGCUUGUCUUGGGGAUGGUGAGGCGCAGGGAGGGGGCCUCGUGGAGGGGCAAGGGGCGCAGGCGGGGGACGAGGCGGGCAUCGAGGGGGUGGCCGUCGAGGAGGCGGGCGGCCAGGAGUACACGUCGGCGGCACGGGUCGUGCUGAUGGGACACGGCGCCGACGAGCUCUGCGGCGGCUACGGCCGGCAUCGCACAAAGUUCCGGGAGGGCGGCUGGGAGGGACUGAAUGCCGAGAUGGCGCUGGACAUGCAGCGCCUUUGGCUUCGGAACCUGGGCAGGGACGAUCGGCUGGUGGCCGACCAUGGACGGGAGGCCCGCCACCCUUUCCUGGAUGAGGGCGUGGUGGCAGCCGUGCUGGACAGUCCCUUGGCAUGUGUCACAGACCUCAGGCUGCCCAGCGGGCAGGGAGACAAGCGGGUGCUCCGCGCCGCGCUGUGCGCGCUGGGCCUGCCCCGGGCGGCCGCUCGGCCAAAGCGGGCCAUCCAGUUUGGCACCCGCAUCUGCAGGCUGAACAACAUCCGGCAGUUUGGGGGGACCCGGAAGGCCAACAUGGCAAACGCCGGCAGCGUGCUCCUCUCAGACCUGGCAUGCCUGCCGCCUGUGGAGAGCGCUGCUGCAGGCCGGGGUGUGGAACAGCAUGGUCUGCUGUCUGAUCAACUAGCAUGCUGCCCCGUCCAUAGACUCUUCCCUGGUUAA
Molecule: messenger RNA, 1929 nt
Organism: Auxenochlorella protothecoides
Lineage: Eukaryota; Viridiplantae; Chlorophyta; Trebouxiophyceae; Chlorellales; Chlorellaceae
Product: Asparagine synthetase domain-containing protein 1
Exons: 5
Coding region: 1-1929 (642 amino acids)
Molecular function (GO): asparagine synthase (glutamine-hydrolyzing) activity
Source: RefSeq, a predicted model, not a curated record